Molecule: messenger RNA, 2968 nt
Organism: Eucalyptus grandis
Lineage: Eukaryota; Viridiplantae; Streptophyta; Magnoliopsida; Myrtales; Myrtaceae
Product: probably inactive leucine-rich repeat receptor-like protein kinase IMK2
Exons: 2
Coding region: 304-2712 (802 amino acids)
Biological process (GO): protein phosphorylation
Molecular function (GO): ATP binding; protein binding; protein kinase activity
Source: RefSeq, a predicted model, not a curated record
CCCUCUCUCUCUCGCUCUCACGUGCUCUGUCAGAGACCUCUCCCCACCCCCCAACGACCACUCUUUACUCUCUCUCAUAUACUCACUCCUUUUGCCCUUCUCUCUACCGAGCCUUCAUGUCGUUCUAAAAGAAAAAACUCUCUCGCCUCUCCCUCCCCCCCCACCCCUUCUUUUCCCAUCGAGAAAACUUUGCCAAAAGAGAAAGAAGCAAGAAAAGGGAUUGGUGGGGGUCGAAGGAAUCUGAAGGAAGAUUUAUAGACUUCCGCCAUCUCAAUCCUCCCCGUUUCUCCUUGCCCCGUUCUCAUGGAACGCCACCGCUCCCGACAUGAUCACGCCCGGCUCUUGCUCUUGCUCUUCUUCCUCCUCCUCGCCGCCGCCGGCCCCUCCCCCGCCGCCGCCUCCGCCCUCUCGGGGCGCGUCCAGUGGGACGGCGUGGUCGUCACGCAGGCCGACUACCAGGCCCUCCGGGCCGUCAAGCACGAGCUCGUCGACUCCCUCGGCGUCCUCCGCAGCUGGAACGACAGCGGCUACGGCGCCUGCUCCGGCGGGUGGGCCGGCAUCAAGUGCGUCAAGGGCCAGGUCAUCGCCCUCCAGCUCCCCUGGAAGGGCCUCGGCGGCCGGGUCUCCGAGAAGAUCGGGCAGCUCCGGGCGCUCCGGAAGCUCAGCCUCCACGACAACCUCCUCGCCGGCGCCGUCCCUUACUCCCUCGGGUUCCUCCCCGACCUCCGAGGGGUCUACCUGUUCAACAACCGCCUCGCGGGGACUAUCCCUCCUUCCCUCGGCAACUGUCCUCUCCUGCAGGCCCUCGACUUGAGCAAUAAUUUGCUGUCGGGGACCAUUCCCCCGAGCCUCGCCAACUCCACCAAGCUGUUGCGGCUCAAUUUGAGCUUCAAUACCAUCUCUGGGCCUAUCCCGAGCGUCGUCAGCCGGUCCCCUUCGAUCGCCAUUCUCGCUCUCGACCACAACAACAUCUCGGGACCGAUCCCGGCCUCCGUCUCCAAGCUGGGCACGCUUCAAAUCCUCUCUCUGAGCCACAACCAGAUUGGAGGAACCAUACCAAGUGACAUAGGGGAGCUUUCUCAACUUGAGGAACUGGACUUGUCGUUCAAUGCCAUCAGUGGGAGCUUGCCCUCCAGUCUCUUCAACGUGUCGUCCCUUUCGGUGCUGGACUUGGAGGGAAAUCGCCUAGACGGUGAAAUCCCAGAGAAUUUGGGCGCCAUGCGGAACCUUUCUGAGCUCAAUUUGAAGAACAAUCGCUUGAAGGGCCCGAUACCUUCAAGCAUCGGUAACAUCUCCGGCAUUGACCGGCUCGAUCUCUCCCAGAAUAACUUCACCGGGGAACUCCCGGCUUCGCUGGCCAAUUUGCCCAAGCUCACCUCCUUCAAUGUGUCCUACAACAACCUCUCCGGUGCCGUCCCGACCGAUCUCUCCAGGAGGUUCAACUCGAGCUCCUUUGUAGGGAACCUCCAGCUCUGCGGCUUCAGCAGUUCUACUCCAUGCCCGACCAUCUCUCCGCCGCCACAGGCCCCUCCAUCUCCAUCUCCGGAGCAGUCUAAUCGUCACCGAGGCCGCCACCUCAGCACCAAGGACAUUGUCCUCAUUGCGGCCGGGAUCCUCCUAGCGAUCCUGCUCAUCCUCUGCCUCGUCCUGCUCUGCUGCUUGAUCAGGAAAAGGGCGGCGUCCAAGAAGAAGAACGGGAAGCCCGAGAAAGCGGCCGGCGGCGGCGGGAUCUCCGAGAAGGCGACCGCGUCCCGGGAUGUCGAGGCCGGCGACAUCGGCGGGAAGCUGGUGCACUUCGACGGGCCAUUCGUGUUCACGGCCGACGACCUGCUGUGCGCGACCGCGGAGAUCAUGGGGAAGAGCGCGUACGGGACCGCCUACAAGGCGUCGCUGGAGGACGGGAACCAGGUGGCGGUGAAGAGGCUGCGGGAGAAGAUGACCAAGGGGCAGAAGGAGUUCGAAGCGGAGGCCGGCGCUCUCGGCCGGAUUCGGCACCCGAAUCUCCUGGCGCUCCGGGCCUACUACUUGGGUCCCAAAGGAGAGAAGCUUCUCGUGUUCGAUUACAUGUCCAUGGGAAGCCUCGCUUCUUUCCUCCACGCUCGGGGACCUGAGACCACCGUCGACUGGCCGACGAGAAUGAGCAUUGCCAUCGGGGUGUCGCGGGGGCUGCACCACCUCCACGCCCAGGAGAACAUCGUCCACGGCAACCUCACCUCCACCAACAUCCUCCUCGACGACCGCACCGUCCCCCACAUCGCCGACUUCGGCCUCUCGCGCCUCAUGACCUCCUCCGCCUCCACCACCGUCGUCGCCACCGCCGGCGCCAUCGGGUACGCCGCGCCGGAGCUCGCCAAGACCAAGAAGCCCACCCCCAAGACCGACGUCUACAGCCUCGGCGUCGUCUUCCUGGAGCUCCUCACCGGGAAGUCCCCCAGCGAGGGCCCCAACGGCGAGGACCUGCCGCAGUGGGUGGCGUCCAUCGUGAAGGAGGAGUGGACCAACGAGGUGUUCGAUCUGGAGCUCAUGAGGGAGACGCCGACCAUCGGCGACGAGCUGCUCAACACCCUGAAGCUGGCCCUCCACUGCGUCGACCCGUCCCCGGCGGCGAGGCCAGACGUGGAGCAGGUUCUGCGGCAGUUGGAGGAGAUUAAGCCGGAAGUAGCCGCCGGAGCUAAGGACGACGAAGGGAAGGCCGAAUCUCCCGAUGAAUGAAUGACAAGUGGGGUUUUUUUAGUGUAGAAAUAUAAAAGAAGGAAAAUUAAGGAGGAAAAAGUUUAGUAAAUUAUUUGGUUUUCUGGGGGUUAAGGCAUUUUCUGUAUUUAAGUGAUAUUUCAUUAUUCUUUUGUUCUUCGGGUGGACAAUAACUUGAGAAGCGGUACUUUAUGCUAAAUUCUUUUAAUUUAUUAUUUUAUUAAUUGUUGGUGUCUGUAAAUGCAGCCAAAUGAAAUUGAGAUUACGGUCGUUUCAA